Molecule: messenger RNA, 1002 nt
Organism: Frankliniella occidentalis (western flower thrips)
Lineage: Eukaryota; Metazoa; Arthropoda; Insecta; Thysanoptera; Thripidae
Exons: 7
Coding region: 16-1002 (328 amino acids)
Biological process (GO): protein deubiquitination
Molecular function (GO): cysteine-type deubiquitinase activity
Source: RefSeq, a predicted model, not a curated record
CCACAUAGCACCAAGAUGAUGUGUUCAACGCAAACUUUAGAGGAACCUGAGGUGGUACUCCACUUCGACCCCAUUGCUGUAGGGUGGAGAGGUGUCUCUCACCAAGACAAGGGUAUUCUCUCAAUGGAACUCACAUCUGUGUGCAACACACUGCUUCAGGUUUUAGUCCAUAUCCCUGCUGUUGUGCAUUGGCUUUCGACAUCAAAUCAUCCCGCUAGCUGCAAAGUAAAAAAUGGCUGUCUACUGUGUGCUUGCUGCAGUGUUCUAAUGCAGCUUGACGUGGAAAGUGUUGUCAAACCUGAUGAAUUUCUCAAUAUAAUGAAAGAUGCCUGUGAUGAUCCUCAGGUUGUUGUAGAGGACAUACUUUUGAGAUUACACUCAGAUUAUAUGAGUUUGUACUCCACAGUCCGUGUGAGUAUCUGGAGUGAGAGAACUUCUCCCCCAUUCCAAAUCUUUGGUGGACUAUGGAAAUUGUCAGCUCCUUGUUGUGGUGUUACGUACAAGCCUUUCUUCACACUGAAAGUACCUCUAAGUGCACAAACUAUCCAGUUAUGCUUAAAUGGCUUGAAGGCCUGUGACGUUUGUGAAGUAUGUGACUGCCCCGACAUGUCUAUCCCCACUGACUGUAGUCUUCACACUGCCCCCGCUGUCUUGAUCCUUAAUUUGAAGAGAUUUUUAGAUGACAACUCUUUUUGUGCCAAAAAUGUUAUUAUCCAGCCAGAGAUAACUCUUCUGAAACAAUAUUUGUACUGCCUCCGCUCUGUUGUAUUUGUGAAUGGCACCUCACCUGAUUUGGCAAACUUUUACCCUGUAACAGUUUGCCCAAUGGGAGUUUACAAUGAGUUCACUGAUGCUGCUUUUAAGAAAGUUUCUGUAACAUCACUUAUUGCCAAGGAAAGAUAUUUACAGACUUCUUAUAUGGCUGUUUAUGAAUUAACUAAGGUAACUGAAAUUUAUUUAAGCACCGGUGACAUUUUAAAACACAUUUUAUUUGCAGAUUGA